Molecule: messenger RNA, 450 nt
Organism: Miscanthus lutarioriparius
Lineage: Eukaryota; Viridiplantae; Streptophyta; Magnoliopsida; Poales; Poaceae
Source: the annotation of a GenBank genome assembly
AUGAAUUUGAUACAGGCCUGUAGGUGGGUGAAAGAAUUAUCUUCUGAUCUAAUCGUUUCCAGUGAAUCUAUGUCAGAAAAGAAGGACAAUGCACAAAUUAUGAAUUGGAAGCUACCUCCUGCCCGAUUUGUGAAGAUCAACGUGGAUACUACUUUCAAGGCGGAAAGUCAGCAAGUUGCUACUGGGGUGAUUAUUCGAGAUGAAAAUGGUCAGGUUCUAGCAGCCAAAUGCAAAUGGUAUGGCUCGAUCCCAAAUAUUCCCUCUGUUGAAGCCUAUGCUGCACGUGAUGGGGCUGUUUUGAUGGAUUUGCUGAAUCGGCCGAAGAAAUGCGUACUCCAAGACGCUGAAGGUCGCCAGGGAGCAGUUGCUAGGGCUAGCUCGGCUUACAGGUCUCCGGGCAACCAAGAAGUUGCGGCUAUAGAGUCCCCCGAAGUCGAAGAUGGGGGUUGA